Molecule: messenger RNA, 879 nt
Organism: Plasmodium malariae
Lineage: Eukaryota; Apicomplexa; Aconoidasida; Haemosporida; Plasmodiidae
Product: bax inhibitor 1, putative
Exons: 1
Coding region: 1-879 (292 amino acids)
Cellular component (GO): membrane
Source: RefSeq, a predicted model, not a curated record
AUGUACAACCAGAACGGAAGAGAAAAUAAUACUGGUGCAGGUGGGGCCCCUACUGGGCAAAGUUAUGGAGCUGUUUACAACCAUGGAUCAUACAACUAUAACUAUGGACAAGGAAAAGUAAACAAUGAACAAAAGGGUUAUUACUAUGACACUCCAGGUACUGCUACAGCAGCUAAUGGUGGAUUGUACGAUGAAUAUUCACUAAAUGAAUUUUCUUCAACAAAGAUUAGACAUGGUUUCAUUAGAAAAGUAUAUUCGAUCUUAUCUAUCCAACUCCUUAUUACCUUUGGAUUUUCCAUAUUAGCAGUUUUACAUAAACCUUUUAACGCAUUUAUAAUUACCAACUAUACUUUGUUUUUUGUGUUGGGUAUAUUGUUAAGUUUACCUAUAAUGAUUACUUUAGCUUGUUCACCAUAUAUAGCCAGAAAAUACCCAACUAACUAUUUUCUAUUACUGUUAAUAACGAUCGGAAUGACAUUAAUUGUUACAUUAGCUAGUGCAAGAACAAAUUCAGAGAUUUUUUUUUAUGCAUUUGGAACAACGUCAGUUGUAGUUGUUGGGUUAACCAUUUUUGCUUUUCAAACUAAAUGGGAUUUCACUGGGUGGUACGUUUUUCUUUUUAUGGCAUUUUUAAUAUUAAUAGUCCUUGGUAUUGUAGGAAUUUUUGUCCGAAGUAAAAUUUUCAAUUUAGUUUUUGCAGGAAUUAGUGCUUUUCUUUUAUCCAUCUCAAUUAUUGUUGAUACCCAACUUAUUAUUGGAGGAAAACAUAAAAAAUAUGAAUUUUCAGUGGACGAUUAUAUUUUUGCUACGUUAGCCUUAUAUAUGGACAUUAUUAAUUUGUUUCUUUCCAUAUUAUCAAUUUUUUCAAAUACAGAAUGA